Molecule: messenger RNA, 990 nt
Organism: Candidula unifasciata
Lineage: Eukaryota; Metazoa; Mollusca; Gastropoda; Stylommatophora; Geomitridae
Source: the annotation of a GenBank genome assembly
AUGGAUAAAUCUCUAGAUACCUCCUGGCUUCUGGAUGGUCGUGAUUCGGACAUGGAUCAUCUGAACCCAAAUAUGCUUCUUUAUCGAGACAAACGAUAUGUGGUAACACAGAGCCUCGUGGAACAAAGUCGCCUUGCAGCCUUGUACAUCAUUUUUAUUAUUCUUAUUCUUAUAAUCAAUGCCUUUAUUAUCAUUAUGAUUCUCUUGUCAAAAACCAUGCGAUCCAGUUCAAGACACGUCCUGAUCAUCAGUGUUUGUCUCGGCGACCUUCUCAUGGGGGUCUUUGUAUUGCCAGUACUUCUACAUUUGGGACUCACCUCUGACCAAAACAUCGUAGACUGCCCAACAUUCUACACAAUGCGAUUUUUUGCAGACUUUCUAAUCCCAUCCGUGACAACAUUAGCUAUGCUUGCUCUAAAUAUCGACUAUAUUUUGAGACUAUGCUGUUCUACUUACUCUGAGGGUGGCAGCAGAACCUCGCUGAUCGUGGUACUGUUCUUGGCCCCAUGGAUAGUCAGUAACUUACUGCUGAUUCCACUAUACAUUGAUGGAAUGAACAAGGUAUCCGGAACAUGGCGAACCACUUGCGAUAUCAACAUGGGUGGUCACUUAACUCGGACGCUUCUUGUGGUUAGCUUUUUCCCACAGGCUGGCUUGCUUCUGAUCUUCAACUUGAUCGUGUCAAUUCUCUACCUCCUGAGGCGGGAGUCCUACAGUUUAGACGUGUGCGGGGAGAGGAUUCGGGCUCCAGUGGACAUCUGCUUGGCCUCUUUCACCACCAUGCUCUUGUAUACACCCGUGUUUAUCGCCACACUCCUGACCACAGAAGGUUACCUCGGAUGCCAGAACAAGGAUGAAUGCAACGCACUGAACAUUCUCUACACUACAUCUUUAUGGUUGAUGUUUACCAAAUCUUGGCUUCUGCCUCUAGCUUGGCUUACAUGCAGGGACACCAGAGCUUGUAUACGUCAUGAUUUAGGCAGUUGCUGA